UUCCGGCGAGCAGCUUAAGCUGAAAGUAAAUGGCGCGUGAAGUCUUGCGGUAGCUCUCCGCGGGCAAAAGACAGACUCCGUGUGCCUUCAACCAGAACAAUUUCUUUCUCGUAACCUAUAAGAAACAUUAUCAACUGGCAGUAUCGCAAUCUAGUGGCAGGGUGGUACGACUCCAUCGCUCCAUCGCCAUUGGAAAGAGGUUCCUUUCACUGACUGCACAUCAGCGCAGAACAGCUCCUUGCAGGCAUGCCGGGGAUGUGGUGCAGUCUUUCUGCGUUGCUUGUUGUUCUAUACUGUCUGGCUGUAAUGGGACAAGACACACGUGAUGCGCCAGCAUUUCCGACUUCAACCUCUGCUGACACGAGCACCGUUACGCCACAAAACGCAUUGGAGAAAUCUGAGUCGACUGUACCAAAGUCUCUUGUAGAGAGCGAUACCAAGCCGCGCAGCACAAGUGAAACAACAGCUGUUGUAACUGGUGCCGAUGCGUCGCAACAACAAAGCACAUGGAAACCAUUCGCGUAUUCUCAUCCACCUGAGCCAACUCCCACUGCAGUGACUCCAAGCCCCAGCACCCACCCCGCAAACAUCACAGGGAGCUCACCAACGGUGUCAUCUCAGUCCCCAACCACUGCGCCCAUUGAAGGUACAACUGGAAGUACCAACCAACCCACUUCCAGAACAGUAGGGGCCCUCUCCACAACAGGGUAUCUGUCCCAAACAACCCAAGGCGAGACUUCCUCUCAGCCGGCCACCACCCACCUGAUGGAAUCAUCCACCACUCCUGGGCUGGAAGAGGGGACAAAUACCAAUGGAUCUGUGCAUUGGGCGACGGAUGAGCCCAAAACUGACCUCACCACGACUGAGGUCACAUCGUUCUCUACUCCAACCACCAAUACAUCGGAGGGCUUCCUCGGCCCAGAUGUGAUAGGUAAAGGCCAGCAUCCUCCAUCCAGGGGCGUGACUUCCACGAAGACGCCAACUCCGGGCGCCCGUCCAACAACCACUGCCAGCACAGCGGUGACGUCCAGCGGCAAACUGAGGCCAGCCAUUCCCACCGCCGUCAGAGUCACCACCAGAAGUCGCGACCGUCCUACAACCGCUCAAGCGGCAACCAAGAAAAUUGGCCUGGUGACUCAGUGCCUGAUAGUCAUUGCUUUCCUGGCGGGGGUCUGCACCAUUUUUGUCAUCUGCACCAUCAUCCUCUGCACCAAGCUGUCUGCACAGAGUCACAACUACAGAGUUAAUCAGAUGAACGGCACGGAACUGACAUGUAUUUCUGCUCUGCUGCCCGAGGAAGAACGAAAGAUGAGGAAAAAGCUGAGGCCAAAGCGGCUACGAGAAUUCACCGAGACCUUGGCUGGGAAAUCCAGUGACACCGAUGACGAUGACCUUACCCUCCGGAGCUUUGUGACUGAACACUAGAGCUGUGCAUUACGUGCAGGCUCAGAGUCACCCGCCUAGGCCCUAGAUAGUCAUGUAGUAACGGGGAUGAACCGAGGGUCGAGCUUUGAUUAAACAAUAUGAAAGAAACUCUACAGACUUUCUAUUACUGAGUUAUCAAGCAGUUUCAAGCAGUCGUGGUUUUCUCUCUGCUUUGUUGUGCAGGACUACCAGCAUCUGCAGUUCCUUCCUAAAUAUAUCAAAAUAUCCUCAAGGUAUGCCAACUUUGAAGAAGUUUCUCCUCUCGCCGACGAGAGUUUUCUGCAAGUCUGAAGAGGGUCUCAACCCGAAACGUCACCCAUUCCUUCUAUCCAGAGAUGCUGCCUGUCCCGCUGAGUUACUCCAGCAUUUUGUGUCUAUCUUCUUAUGUAUCUUCUUAUAAAGCUUUGGUGGUGAGCGGACCUGUUUCAGUUCAUGUUUGACUGCAAAGAUCGGGUUGCUAUGCAGAACUUUCAUGCUCUAAACACAUUUUUUAGACAUCCUAGGUAUAAAUAAAAACAUUUUAAAGAUGUUUUAUUGUGGACUUGCUUCAGCACAUUGAGGGAUAUGAUCAUUGGAUGCAAAGUGUUGAUUACGGAUUAAGUCACAACAUGUUCCGCGGCCCAUUUGAAGAAUGUUUGCAACUGGAAUGUUUGCACAC
Molecule: messenger RNA, 2083 nt
Organism: Amblyraja radiata (thorny skate)
Lineage: Eukaryota; Metazoa; Chordata; Chondrichthyes; Rajiformes; Rajidae
Product: P-selectin glycoprotein ligand 1
Exons: 2
Coding region: 247-1425 (392 amino acids)
Biological process (GO): leukocyte tethering or rolling
Cellular component (GO): plasma membrane
Source: RefSeq, a predicted model, not a curated record